This is a messenger RNA of Protopterus annectens (West African lungfish), 2985 nucleotides long. RefSeq names its product ATM interactor (gene ATMIN). Gene Ontology annotation, biological process: regulation of transcription by RNA polymerase II. The transcript is spliced from 4 exons. Gene Ontology annotation, cellular component: nucleus. NCBI's taxonomy places the organism in Eukaryota, Metazoa, Chordata, Ceratodontiformes, Protopteridae. Bases 124 to 2487 code for a protein of 787 amino acids. The record is from RefSeq and is a predicted model, not a curated record. Gene Ontology annotation, molecular function: DNA-binding transcription factor activity, RNA polymerase II-specific; transcription cis-regulatory region binding.
UGUUGGGCAAGAAUACCGGAAGUAUUGGUCAGCUGUAAGUUUUUUUUCAUACUGCAUUGGUAACCACAUUAGUAGCAGUGCAGCAGGAGCGGCAGCCGCCUCCCUUUCCUUGACAACAUAAACAUGGCGACUCGUGGACCGAAUCGUGAUACAGUAAAAAGCUGCUGUCCAGGUCAUCAUAGGAAAAAUAGGCCCGGCGAUUCAACAUCUUGGGAAAUUGUUAAACCGUCGAUCACGGAGCUGACAAGGGCAGCUCGGACAAAUAUUCUUUGCACCGUGGAAGGAUGCGGCAAAAUUGUCUCCAACACCCCGGCUCUGAACAUGCACUUGGUGAAGUCUCACAGGAUUAAGGAUGGAAUAAUAAAUCCCACAGUACGCAAAGAGCUGGGUGCUUCUCCAAAAUUGUACUGCUGUCCCAUUGAAGGUUGCCCAAGAGGACCAAACCGACCCUUUUCCCAGUUUUCACUUGUAAAACAGCACUUUAUGAAAAUGCACGCAGAAAAGAAACAUAAAUGUGAAAAAUGCAGCAACUCUUAUGGCACGGAAUGGGACUUGAAACGACAUUCAGAAGAUUGUGGCAAGACCUUCCAGUGUACUUGUGGAUGCCCAUAUGCAAGCAGGACAGCUUUACUAUCCCAUAUAUAUAGAACUGGGCAUGAAAUCCCCGCAGAACAUCGGGAGCCACCAAAGAAGAGAAGAAUGGAGGGAUUAAUACAGAGUCAGCUGCCAUUAGACAAACUAGUGAAAGUAAUUAAUUCAGACCAGUCCACCAAUAGUGACGCCCCAGAAUUGGACUCGUGUGAACCUGGUAAUGCAGUUUCUGGAAGUGGCAACACUUGCAAUAGUACUCGACAUUCCGCUUUACCAUCCAGUACUCAGAAACUACUCUUACCAAAGCCUAAAUUAACAUUUGUCCGCCUUCCAGUAAUGCAGCUUGCUCACAUGCCAGUUAUUCUUACAGCAGCAGAUAGUAAUGUUAAGCCUGUUGUAGUUGCUGUUGACAAUCAAGGGUCAGUUGUUCAUGUAAUGCCUCAUUCUGUUAACACUGUGAUGCCAUCUUUGGAAGCAAAGUCAUUUCCUUUAAGAGAAACUUCACUUCCAGCAAUGUCAAACUUCUUUGGUAUAGAACCCCUUAAUACAGCUGUUCAGACAAAUAUGGACAAAGCUUUAUGUAGCAGUAUACAGUUACAGGACUUCAGGGAGAUGUUUCUAAAGAAUAGUGGUCCUUCUAUGAAUGUCCAGACUGAUGCUUCAUGCACCACUGUUCCAACAGUCACCUGUUGCUCCAGCGAGUCUUUAGUGUCUUCCUUUUCCCAGACAGACAUAAGCUUUAGUUCUCAGGUGUCCUUACCUGUCAGUGUUGAGACUCAGACUUUUGUACCUCAUAGGAUUACUGCAUCUGUAGGUGCUCAGACAGAUAACUUAGAAUUUACCUGCUGUCCUUAUGGCAUUUCUAGGGAGACACAGACUAAUGCAACUCAUUUGUCCACACAAACUGGUAGUCGUAUGAGUAAUUCUCUGAUGUGUACCAAUAUGUUUGGACAUGUGUCUUCAUCAUCAUACAGUGUCUCAACCCAAACUAGUUUCUCAGAAGAACCUUUGUUUUCAGAAAACAUUACCCAGAGUUUAAUACAUGUAACAGAUUCUUCCACUUUUGUGCAUGCUAAUGUCAUGAAAUCUUCAGCAGUUACAAAUUUCAAUACUCAAGCCAGUGAACUUCCCUCACAACCUAUGACAGACAGUCAAACUCAAACUAUGAACUUUCUACAUGAUUUGGAAAAUAUUUUGUCAGACAGUAUGUCGAAUCAUACUCUGGACAGUCGUGGUCUUCUGUCUGAUGCUAGCACAAGCUGUGAAACAGACCUGACAUCUAGUUCUGUGCAAAAUACUGGGUUAGACUUUGAUUUUGAAGAAUUCUUGUCUGCCAGUAACAUCCAAACUCAGACUGAAGAAAGUGAAUUUGGUACCAUCCACUCAGAACCAGUGUUGGAAUCCCUUGACAUUGAAACACAGACUGACUUUCUGUUUUCAGAUGCUGCUGCCCAGUCCUGCUAUAGAGGGAAUCCAAAUUACCUGGGGAUGGAGAUGUUUGACACACAGACCCAGACAGACUUAAAUUUUUUACUAGACCAAAGUGGACAUCUCCCUUUGAGCAGUAUUUUAAAGCAAUCAAGUUUCUCCGUAAGCACAGACUCUUCAGAUACAGAAACGCAAACAGAUGUGCAGGCCUUGACAAAGACUGAUGCUCUUACUUGUGUAGAUGGGCAGGUCCAGUUAAGCACUACCGAAACUCAAACUAUAGAUAGCUGUUUGGAAAAUUUUGGAAAUCUUUUCUCCACUACCAAUGAGACUCAGACUGUGAUGGAUGAUUUCCUUAUUGCUGACCUGGCAUGGAAUGCAAUGGAAUCACAAUUCAGCUCUGUAGAAACACAAACUUGUGAUGAGUUGUUUGACUUGCUAAGAAGCUCUGAUAAAGACAGCAACUGAAAUGUGUGCUACGAUAUUAAGAAACUUGCUGAUGAACUCUCAUUUCUGAAUGACUCAGUGCACCAUGAUUGACUGUCAACACUGUUUUUGUCUUUUAUUUUCUCAUGGACAGUUCGCUGAGGAAACUAAUUUCUUUCUUUGUAAUUUUUUUUUUCUUGAUUUUUGUAAAACUGCAACUCUUAUUUAAUUUGACAUGAUUGGUUUUGAUGUUUAGUUCAAUGUAAGUCUUUUUUUUGUAAAACACUAUCAUACUGAGAUAUAAGUAAGAAUUGCUGCUUUUUCUUUUGUUUAUAUGUUCCAGACUAUUUGAUGUUCUGGGGAAUGCACUUUAUUUAUUUUAAGGGUUUUAAGUAUGCAUUUUUGGUUGUUGUUACAUUAGAUGUUUGUGUGAUUUGCCUGUCGGUUGGGUGACAUUUUGUAAAAUGAAGUGGCAGAUUGGAGCCCCUGCUGUCCUUUCUUGACAGUUCAGUAAAUCAUAUACAGUUUGUGUAUUGUGUU